GAGUUUGAACCAGUUUUGCAGUGAGCCGUCGAAAGAAUGGGGCCGGCGGAUCCAUUGACGAAGCCCGGUUUUAACUAUUCGAUCCACUACGAGUGGUACAACUUAGACGGUGGUGUUUCUCUUAACAAUUCCGUCCGGGUGAUUUGGACAGAGGCGGAAAGCCGUGCCGUGUGCGAAAUGUUGCCAAAAGAAAGUGUAGACGAGUAUCCGGAAUAUACCAUUGCCGACGAUCUGCUCGUUUACGACCAUUUGAUACACAACAUCGUUCAAAUCGUCUCGUUCGCCUCGUUAGUGCUAUGGCUCGCCAAAGUCCACAGCAAGAAGUUUGCAAGAGGAUUUUCCGUGACGCGUGUUCGACUAAAAAAGUGCGAUUUUGGACAUAGUGAACCGAAAGCUUUUAGUUUCGUUCCAACGCAGGAGGAACCGUCUCAACGAGCGUCCAGCCAGACGCCUCCGCCUCCACUGCCUCCUCCGCCCUCACAGCAGUCGAAAAAACGAUCUUUCUUCAAGAAAAAAAUCGUAGUCGAAAGAAGAUGCGUUUCCGCUAUCGCUGUACUUCUUCCUCAUCGAAGCUCGGAACCGAGAGAGCAGAGCUACAGCGGAGAUCUUGCCGAUGAGUCGGAUACUCCGAGCGAUCAGCAGGAAGAUUCUGCAGAUUAUCUACCCGGUGGAUACCACCGGGUUCAAAUCGGUGACCUUUACGAAAAGCGUUACUACGUGUUAAAGAAAUUAGGUUGGGGACAUUUCUCGACGGUCUGGUUUGCAUGGGACUUGAGGGAGAAGAGAUUCGUAGCAUUGAAGAUAGUCAAAAGCGCACCACAAUAUUCAGACACGGCUAUGGACGAAAUCCGCCUCCUGACGGCAGUUCACACAACAGACCCAGAUGAUGUAAGUCGGAAGACAAUUGUCGAAAUGUACGACAAUUUUAUUAUAUCCGGAGAGUACGGAGAUCACAUCUGCAUGGUUUUUGAGGUUUUGGGUGACAAUUUGCUCAAAAUUAUUAUUGACCACAAGUAUCAAGGUGUACCUAUUAAGCUUGUAAAGAAUAUAAUUAAACAGGUUCUACAGGCUUUGAAAUAUUUACACGAAAAAUGUAGAAUAAUUCAUACUGACAUUAAACCAGAAAAUGUUUUACUUUGUGUAGACAAUAACUAUUUGUUAAAAUUAGCAGCUGAAGCUACGAAAUUCCAUGGGCUUCAUACUCCUCUGCCAAUGUACAUAGAAUUAAAUAGAGUAAAGAAUGAUGAAGAUUCUGACAAUAAGAAUAAAGAUGUUAAGAAUGAUGAUUUAUUAUACAAUUUGUACCUUCAAAAUAACUCGUUUAACAAAAAUCAAUCUAAAACCCCAGUUAGGCAAGAUAGUUGUGAAAAGGGUAAAGAGCAAAAGACUGCUUUAUCCUGCGAUUACUCUAAAAAUGAAAUGCUAGUGAAAAUAGCUGAUUUGGGAAACAGUUGUUGGAUUGACCACCAUUUUUGUGAAGCGAUCCAAACUAGGCAAUACAGGAGUCUAGAGGUCAUAAUUGGUGCGGGUUAUGGAACUGCAGCUGAUAUAUGGAGUACAGCUUGCUUGGCAUUUGAAUUAGCCACAGGAGACUAUUUAUUUGAACCCCAAGCCAAUCAGGACUACACCAGAGAUGAAGACCAUUUGGCUCACAUAAUUGAGCUGUUAGGACCAAUUCCAAGAUAUAUUAUUAACUCAGGAAAAUAUUCUGACCAAUUUUUCAAAUUAUCUGGAGAAUUGCUGCACAUAGAUAGUUUGAAACCAUGGUGCUUAUAUGAAGUUUUGACUGAAAAAUAUCAUUGGAGUCGACAAGAGGCUCUAUCGUUUUCAGCAUUUCUUUCGCCUAUGCUAGCAUUUGACCCUGAGCAGAGGGCAACUGCAAGUUCUUGCUUAAAUCAUGAAUGGUUAAAUUCAUGAUUACUAAAUAUGUUUAAACAUAUCAAAUUUAACCAAUAUUGGAACAAUGUUGUUAAUCAAUGUGAUGGAUUAUACCAUUUUUAAAUAAUGUAAAUUAAAACUUUAAAAAAAAAUUAAAAAAUAUAUAUAUUAUUGGGUAAAUGUAUAAAAAAUACAAAAGAUUUUCAUACUUUGUCAUUAAUAAUCUUAGUUACAAAGGAAAAUGUAAGUAUAUUGUUUGGCAUACUGUGGUAAUGAGUUUAUAUUCUGUAAUUAAACCUGCCAUAACUUAACUAUUGCGAACCUAGUUCCAAGUUGACUAACAGUAAGUCUAAUGAAAUUGUCAUCUCAAACUUAGAUUUACGUAUAAAAAAUGUGUAUACAUUCGCAUACACCCUAUACACUACUGUAACAAAACGGUUUUGUAAAAAUAGAUUAUUUUAACAAUU
Messenger RNA from Cimex lectularius (bed bug), 2345 nucleotides. Its product is annotated as SRSF protein kinase 1-like. The transcript has 10 exons. Gene Ontology annotation, molecular function: protein kinase activity; ATP binding. Gene Ontology annotation, biological process: protein phosphorylation; regulation of mRNA processing; spliceosomal complex assembly. The coding region runs from base 37 to 1917 and encodes 626 amino acids. The record is from RefSeq and is a predicted model, not a curated record. NCBI's taxonomy places the organism in Eukaryota, Metazoa, Arthropoda, Insecta, Hemiptera, Cimicidae.